GCCAUCGAAUUUUUAAUAAUUAUAUCUGACGGCUUAAAUUUGAAAACACGGGGUCCCACCGUGGUUCUCUCUUUUGAGGUACCCACGCAAGAAUUGGCCCUGAAACCCUAACUAAAGCAUCAACCUCAGUCGUCAUUGCCGUCGCACGGUGAGACUCGCACCAACACCAGCACUUCAAAGAAGACAGAAUCAAGCAGAACUUGGAGUUGGAGAGAGAGAAUUCCGACCCUAAUUGUAAAAUGGAGGACGAGACAGAGACUAUGGUGGAGAAGAGGGAGAUAAUCAACAACGUAAUGUGUCUUUUGACAGACCCUGAUGGAACUCCUUUGGGUGCUCCUAUGUACCUACCUCAGAAUGCUGGUCCUCAACACCUCAUCCAGAUUGUUAAUAAGCUUCUAAACAAUGAGGAGAAAUUGCCGUAUUCUUUCUAUAUAUCAGAUGAGGAGCUCCUCGUGCCACUUGAAACAUACUUGUUGAAAAACAAAGCCUCGGUGGAGAAGGCAUUGCCUAUAGUUUGUCAACCUCAAGCUAUUUUCCGGAUUCGUCCUGUGAAUCGCUGUACGGCAACUAUUUCUGGUCAUGCUGAAGCUGUACUAAGUGUUGCCUUCAGUCCUGAUGGGCGACAACUGGCAAGUGGUUCUGGUGAUACUGCUGUUCGAUUUUGGGACUUGACCACUCAGACACCAUUGUACACUUGCACAGGACACAAGAAUUGGGUCCUUAGUAUUGCAUGGUCACCAGAUGGAAAGUAUCUUGUAAGUGGGAGCAAGACUGGAGAACUUAUUUGUUGGGACCCACAAACUGGAAAGUCAUUAGGCAAUCCACUAAUCGGCCACAAGAAAUGGAUUACUGGUAUCUCUUGGGAACCUGUCCACCUGAAUGCUCCAUGCCGUCGCUUUGUAAGUGCCAGCAAAGAUGGGGAUGCUCGUAUAUGGGAUGUUUCUUUAAAGAAAUGUGUUAUGUGUCUCAGUGGCCACACACUUGCAAUAACAUGUGUAAAAUGGGGUGGAGACGGCGUGAUUUAUACUGGCUCGCAGGAUUGUACAAUUAAAGUCUGGGAAACCACACAAGGGAAGCUAAUCCGUGAAUUGAGGGGACAUGGCCAUUGGGUUAAUUCGUUGGCAUUGAGCACUGAGUAUGUUCUUCGCACUGGAGCUUUUGAUCAUACUGGAAAACAGUAUUCAUCUCCAGAGGAAAUGAAGAAGGUUGCUCUUGAAAGGUAUCAAGCAAUGAGAGGCAAUGCCCCUGAAAGAUUGGUCUCUGGAUCUGAUGAUUUCACUAUGUUCCUUUGGGAACCUUUCAUCAACAAGCACCCCAAAACUCGCAUGACAGGUCAUCAGCAGCUUGUGAACCAUGUCUAUUUUUCACCUGAUGGGCAAUGGGUGGCAAGUGCAUCUUUUGAUAAAUCUGUGAAGUUAUGGAAUGGCACCACAGGGAAAUUUGUUACUGCCUUCCGUGGUCAUGUUGGGCCUGUUUACCAGAUCAGCUGGUCUGCGGACAGUAGACUUCUUUUAAGCGGCAGCAAAGAUUCAACACUUAAGGUUUGGGAUAUUCGAACUCGUAAGUUGAAGCAAGAUCUUCCUGGUCAUGCUGAUGAAGUUUUUUCUGUCGAUUGGAGUCCAGAUGGAGAGAAGGUAGCCUCUGGUGGUAAGGAUAAAGUGUUGAAGUUGUGGAUGGGCUAGGCUAAUUUUUGGAUGAAUAUUGCAUAGGGUUCAUUAGUAUGAACUCAGAAAUUUUUGGGCAUUUUGACCCAGGAUGAUUUUUUGUUGUCCCUGUCACUAUAGUAGUGUUUAAAUGGAGUAUUUUAAUUUAAGAUGGAAGAAAAUUAAGUUGUGUCUACUUAGUUCUUUUCAUUUUAUAAAAUUGUGUUUGGAUUGUUAUUUGUUAAA
Molecule: messenger RNA, 1889 nt
Organism: Glycine soja
Lineage: Eukaryota; Viridiplantae; Streptophyta; Magnoliopsida; Fabales; Fabaceae
Product: notchless protein homolog
Exons: 14
Coding region: 240-1682 (480 amino acids)
Biological process (GO): ribosomal large subunit assembly
Cellular component (GO): nucleolus
Molecular function (GO): protein binding
Source: RefSeq, a predicted model, not a curated record